AGCUAGGUAGAUAGGAAGUUCUUUUGAACUGAAUGGUGAAGGUGAGAAAAUGAAGACUUUCUGUCUCUCUGAAGAUACAAGCUAGCAGAAAUUAGUUUAAGAAAGCAGUGUGAAGGUUUCUAUUGUGAAGGGGAUGUUCACUGGAAACAAACAUAUAGGAGGAAAAAUGGAUCCCUUGUUUUGGCCAUCAGAAACUAACAGCUUUCGACGUUUCACCCCUGAGUCCUUGGCAGCAAUCGAAGAAAGAAUUGCUAAAAAACCCCCUCAGCAAGCCAAAUUUAACUGGAAGAAUAAGGACGAAGGAGUUGAAGAAGAUAAACCUAUUCCUCAGCUUGAUCUGAAAACCUGCAAAAAACUGCCAUCUCUGUAUGGGGAUCUUCCUGCGGAGCUCAUUGGGGAACCCCUGGAAGAUUUUGAUCCAUACUACAGUGAUCACAAGACCUUUAUGGUGAUAAAUAAAAGGAGGACUAUUUUCCGGUUUACUGCCACACCUGCCUUGGGUAUAUUUGGUCCUUUUAAUCCAGUCAGAAAAGCAGCAAUUAAAAUUCUGACCCAUUCAUUAUUUGUUGGCUUUAUUACAUGUACUGUGGUACUCAAUUGUGUUUCCAUGGCUGUAAAUAAGCUUCCAGAAGAACUCAGCUGGACUGAAUAUCUUUUUACUGGCAUAUAUACCGGUGAAAUAUUGAUAAAAAUAUUAGCAAGAGGAUUUGUCUGGAAUGAAUUUACCUUUCUUCGAGAUCCAUGGAACUGUUUGGAUCUUGUCGUUAUUGUGGUAACGUAUGCUACCAUGUGUAAAACUGUGGGCAAGGUUUCAGCUCUUCGAACUUUCAGAGUACUGAGGACUUUGAAAGCUAUUUCAGUAAUACCAGGUCUGAAAGUCAUCGUAAAUUCACUUGUUGAAUCUGUUAAGAAACUUACUGAUGUGUUGAUCUUGACCGUUUUUUGCUUGAGUGUAUUUGCUCUAAUAGGCCUCCAGCUUUUUAUGGGCAAUUUGACAUCCAAAUGUGUCCUCAAUAAUACUAUAUACAAUGACACGCUAUGUAAGGAUGCCAAGAUAUAUAUACCAAAUGAUGAAGGUACUUCUGAAAUAUUGCUCUGUGGGUUCAGUUCAGAGCCCAAGUAAUGCCCAGAAAACUACACCUGCAAGAAGAUUGGGAAGAAUCCUGACUUUGGUUAUACAAGUUUUGAUCAUUUUGGCUGGGCCUUCCUUUCUUUAUUCCGUCUGAUGACACAGGAUUACUGGGAGCGUCUCUACAGACAGACUAUCCGUACAUCUGGAAAGAACUACAUUUUAUUUUUUCUGGGUGUCAUCUUUUUAUGCUCAUUUUAUCUCUUCAAUCUGAUCUUGGCUGUAGUAACCAUGGCAUAUGAAGAGCAAAAUAGAGCUACUCUUGCUGAAACAGAGGCAAAGGAAAAAUUACUUCAGGAUGCCCAACAAAUUCUAGAGAAAGAACAGAUGUUGGCUGCGGAAGAAGCUAAUAAGGCCUUACAUGUCAGAUCUGAAAUGGCAGUUGCUGACUUGAAAAAUUCAAAAGAAAAAGAGAUGAAGAAAGAAAACCCUAUUUUAAGACAAAACUUAGUUUUGGGUGAUCAUGGCAAAGAGGAACACAUAUUUAAUUCACAGCCUGGUCACUGCCACAGGAAGCUUUAUAAUAAACAUAUGAAGAGGUGGGUAGUAUCACCUGUUUCUGUACUUGCGAGGUUUGUUGAUGAACUGCAAGAGUCAAAACUGAAAUGCCCUUCAUUAUGGAAACGUUUUGCUCAAAAGUAUCUAAUUUGGAAUUGCUGUCCAUUCUGGAGAGCAGUCAAAGAGAAGGUGAAAUUGGUAGUUUUGGAUCCAUUUGUUGAUCUCUUAAUCAUGGUUUGCAUUAUUGUGAAUACCGUAUUCAUGGCUCUGGAGUACCCUGACAUGCCACCCAACUACCGACAAAUGAUUUUUAUAAGUGACAAGGUCUUCACCCUGAUUUUUACAGCAGAAAUGAUCUUGAAAAUCAUCGCUUUAGAUCCUUACAACUAUUUUCAGCAAAAAUGGAAUAUUUUUGAUAGCGUAGUUGUUAUGAUUGGCCUAAUAAGCUUUGAAGAAAAUCUGUCAUUUUUCAGGCUGCUCAGGAUCUUCAAAUUGGCAAAAUCCUGGCCAGCCUUAAAUACUCUUAUGAAAAUAAUUUUAAACUCAGUUGGUGCUCUGGGUAACCUCACUCUGGUUUUGAUUAUCACUGUAUUUAUUUUUGCUGUAGUAGGAAAGCAGGUUUUAGGCAAUUAUUAUAAGACUAAUUACUGUAAAAUAAACACCAAUCCGGAUUUACGCUGGCAUAUGAAGGAUUUUUGUCAUUCAUUCCUGAUUAUAUUCCGAAUAUUAUGUGGAGAAUGGAUUGAAACGAUGUGGGAAUGUAUGGAAGUGGCUGGAAAAGAGCUAUGUCUUCCCAUUUUCUUGCUAGUCCUGGUAAUAGGAAACCUGGUGGUGCUCAACCUAUUCAUUGCCUUGCUGCUGAGUUCAUUCAGUACUGACUCCUCAAUGGGACAAGAGGAACCUGGACAAAUGACUAAAUGUCAGAUUGCCAUUGCACGGAUUCACAAGGGCUUGCAGUCUGUGAAGGACAGAAUUUUGGAUCAUUGUGGCAAAAUAAUGAAACAAAACUUCAGAACAACAGCCAAAAAAAAGACUUCGGUGAAAAUGUCUGCCAAAGACAUAGGGGAAAAUAACUAUACCAUGACAGAUGUCAGAAAGGAUGUAGGCAACAAUUGCUUUGACAUAGGGUAUUACAAUACUGAAGAAAGUUCCUCAGUAACAAGGAAAUAUGAAGAAUUUUUAACAAGUCCUAGUAGCUGUGUUCCCAUUGCAGUAGCAGAGACUUACGAUGAAGGUGAUGAUAAGCACAGUGUAUGCACAGAAAUAGAAUACAGAAAACAGGGAGACAGAUUAAGACAUAGAGAGCUGUGCCGGAGUUCAAGUGGUUUCAGUCAGAUUUCUGGGACUUCUGAAACUAUAAGUGGUUUUUCAGAAACACACCAAAGGAAGGAGCAAAAAGAGAAAUGUGAUGCUAGUAGUUAUUCUGAAGCCAGCACUGUGGAUCCAGUUAUUCUGGAGAUGUUUUCGCAACCUAAAAAGUCACACGUACCUAAGGACUGUUUUGCAGAAGGUUGUGUUGAAUGUUUCCCGUGUUGUGUAGUGGAUAUCACUAAGUUUCCAGGCAGAAUUUGGUGGAACUUUAGAAAAACCUGCUACAGAAUUGUUAAACAUAGCUGGUUUGAAAACUUCAUAAUUUUUAUGAUAAUAUUGAGCAGCGCAGCACUGGCAUUUGAAGAUAUCCACCUGCAAGAGAGAAGAAAUGUGAAAAUGCUCCUAGAGUAUGCUGAUAUAAUAUUUACCUACAUCUUUUUAAUGGAGAUGCUUUUGAAAUGGGUAGCUUAUGGUUUGCACAGUUAUUUCACAAAUGCCUGGUGUUGGCUUGACUUCAUCAUUGUAUGUGUAAGUAUUAUAUUCAGCUUGUCUCACAUUUUGACUUGUUCCUCUGGGAGUGCCUUGAAAUCUCUCAGGACACUUAGAGCAUUGAGGCCUCUACGAGCUUUGUCAAGAUUUGAAGGGAUAAAGGUUGUCGUGAAUGCACUCUUGGGAGCUAUCCCCUCAAUCUUGAACGUUUUGCUCGUCUGUAUUGUCUUCUGGCUCCUGUUUAACAUUGCAGGAGUAAAAUUACUUGGAAAAAAAUUUUCGAAAUGCAUAGUCAAGGAUGUAAAUAUGAGUCUAAUUAAAAACAAAGAUAAUUGUACUUUCUAUAAUGGAUCAUGGACAAAUAGUGAUGUAAACUUUGAUAAUGUUGCAAUAGGAUACUUGGCUCUUCUCCAAGUGGCAACUUUUAAAGGUUGGAUGGAUAUUAUGUAUGCAGCAGUGGAUUCACGUAAGAUAGAUGAACAGCCAGAGUUUGAAGCAUUCUUAGCCAUGUAUAUGUAUUUUGUGAUUUUCAUUAUUUUUGGAUCUUUCUUCAUGCUGAACCUUUUCAUUGGAGUGGUUAUCAGCAAUUUUAACCAACAAAGGAAAAAGAUAAGUGGAAAAGAUCUAUUUUUGACUGAGGAACAGAAGAAGUACUAUAAUGCCCUAAAAAAACUUGGAUCUAAGAAACCUCAAAAACCCAUCCCAAGACCGUUGAAUGUGUUCCAAGGAUUACUGUUUGAUAUAGUAUCGCACAAAGCAUUUGACAUUACGGUUGUAACUUUCAUCUGUCUAAAUAUGGUCAUUAUGAUGGCAGAAGGUAGCCAGGAUGGCAUCAAGGAUAUUCUUAAUAAAAUCAACUAUUUUUUUGUGGCGGUAUUUACUGGGGAAUGUGUCAUAAAAAUAUUGGCCUUAAGACAUUACUUCUUCACCAGUGGCUGGAACAUAUUUGAUUUAGCUGUUGUGGUCCUUUCACUAGUUAGUAUUGGACUUUCUGAAGGCUUUCAAAGUUUCUUCUCUCCUACACUUUUGAGAAUUUUUCGUUUGGCACGAAUUGGCCGAAUCCUGAGAUUAGUUCGAAAAGCUAGAGGAAUUCGAACUCUUCUCUUUGCAUUACUGAUGUCUCUUCCUGCACUGUUCAACAUUGGUCUUUUGCUUUUUCUGGUUAUGUUCAUUUAUGCCAUUGUGGGCAUGACAAACUUUGCCUGUGUUGGCUGGGAAGGUGGGAUUGAUAACCUUUUCAACUUUCAAACCUUUGAUAGUAGCAUUCUCUGUCUCUUCCAAAUUACAACAUCAGCUGGUUGGGAUGGUCUUUUGGUCCCUCUGUUAAAAGGAUCUGAUUCAUGUGCUCCCAACUUAAAUUUAACACGUGAACAGAGAAAAACUUGCACAAAUAAGGAGGUUGGUAUUUUAUUUUUUGUAAGCUAUGUCAUUAUAUCAUUUCUUAUUGUUGUAAAUAUGUACAUAGCUGUCAUUUUAGAGAACUUUGGUGUUGCCACUGAAGAAAGCACAGAUCCUCUUUGUGAGGAUGACUUUGAUAUGUUUUAUGAGACCUGGGGAAAAUUUGAUCCUCAGGCAACACAGUUUAUUGAAUAUUCUGCUCUUUCAGACUUUGCAGAUGCUCUGGCAGAACCCUUACGCAUUCCAAAGCCUAAUAAAAUUCAGCUCAUAUCCAUGGACCUCCCUAUAGUUAGUGGAGAUAAGAUUCACUGCUUGGAUAUCUUGCUUGCUUUCACUAAAAGGGUCUUGGGAGAAUCUGGAGAUUUGGAUGGUCUUGAAUUGCACAUGGAAGAAAAAUUUAUGGCUGCCAAUCAAUCUAAAGUUUCGUACAAGCCAAUUACCACUACCCUUAAAAGAAAACAAGAGGAGGUAUCGGCUCUUAUUAUUCAAAGGGCCUUCAGGAGAUAUUUGAUGCAGCGUUCUUUUAAAAAUAAAUCUUUCUUAUACCGUCAUAAACACUAUAACAGCGCUGUCUUUGAAGAAGAAACACAUGAGAAGGAAAGUCUUAUUGCAUCAAUGCUUAACAAAAAUAAUGUUAGGAAGCUAGAUAAAUCACAGACUACAUCUUCCAUAUCUCUCCCUUUAUUUUAUGAUGGUAUUGCUGAAACAGAUAGUGAUAACGUGGACAUGUAA
Messenger RNA from Haliaeetus leucocephalus (bald eagle), 5557 nucleotides. Its product is annotated as sodium channel protein type 5 subunit alpha-like. The transcript has 27 exons. NCBI's taxonomy places the organism in Eukaryota, Metazoa, Chordata, Aves, Accipitriformes, Accipitridae. Gene Ontology annotation, biological process: neuronal action potential; sodium ion transmembrane transport; membrane depolarization during action potential. Gene Ontology annotation, cellular component: plasma membrane; voltage-gated sodium channel complex; axon. The record is from RefSeq and is a predicted model, not a curated record. Gene Ontology annotation, molecular function: protein binding; voltage-gated sodium channel activity.